CUCUGAUCAGCUUGUUUACUGUUGCUCUUCAAGCCCGAUGCUGUCCUUGUCCAAGCUGCCGUCCGUACUCCCGUCGCUCCGUCAUGCGCGAAGCAUUUCGCAGCGUGUGCGGACUCUUCCUGACAACGUGUUUGCCGAGUUCUCUGCCCUAGCGGCGAAGCAUGAUGCUGUGAAUUUGGGUCAAGGCUUCCCGUCCUUCGGGACGCCUCAAUUCGUCCAACAAGCUGCCAUCAACGCUAUUACGGACGGUAACAAUCAGUACACGAGACCCGGAGGCCACCCAAGCUAUGUGGAGGCGCUGGCUGGGAUGUACUCGCCCCUAUUGAACCGAGAACUAGACCCCAUGACUGAGAUCGUGACGUUUAACGGCGCCCAGGAAGGAAUCGCGUCCAUCAUGGCGGCAGUACUCGAACCAGGGGACGAGGUGCUCACGUUUGAGCCCUAUUUCGAUGCCUACGUAACAGUCUCCCAACUGCACAGCGUUAAGUCUUCAGGUGUCCCGUUCCGCUUCGAUCCAGCCAAGCGUUCUGCCUUCGUAAGCGAAGCCUCGAAUGUGACCGAGCGGUUCACGUCGCGUGAUUUCCAGGCGGAUCUGGAGAAACUCGAGACCAAACUGACCCCCAAGACCAAAAUGCUGGUGCUCAACACACCUCACAACCCCAUGGGCAAAGUCUUCUCCAAGCAGGAGCUGGAACAACUCGCACGUGUCCUGGAACGUCACCCGAACGUCAUCGUCUUGUCUGAUGAAGUGUACGAGUUCAUGACGUACGAUGGACUGAAACACGAGCGGAUCGCGGCGCUUCCCGGCUUCUUCGACCGCACCAUUUCACUCUUCAGCGCUGGCAAAACCUUCUCAUGUACAGGCUGGCGCGCGGGCUACGCAGUGGGGCCGGCACAUCUGGUUGGAGGCAUCACUAAGGCUUACAGUACUGUGCCGUUCUGUGGCACGACGCCGUUUGAAGUGGCACUAGCGUCGGCUUUCCGUCAGGCUCAGCACAAUGGAUACUACGACGAGCUAAGGGAGACGCUGCAGACCAAGCGCAAUCGGCUGUGCGACGCGCUCCAGGCGUACAACUGGCGCCCGAUCGUCCCCGAGGGCGGCUACUUCGUGUGCUGCAACGUGGAAGGUCUGCCGUUCUACGACGAGUUCCGUGGCAUCGAGAUCACGCCGGAUACUCCCAAGACGGAAUUCCCGGACUACCAGUUCGCGUACAAACUGGCCAAAGGUGGUCAUCUUGCCGUGAUCCCGACGUCGCCUUUCUUCAGUCGUCCGGAGAACCGCCUUGCUCCGGGUGUGGUGCGCCUGGCCUUCUGCAAGGACGACAAGACGUUGGACGAUUCCAUCCGUGUCAUCGAGUCCCUCAGGAACUAG
Molecule: messenger RNA, 1372 nt
Organism: Phytophthora infestans T30-4
Lineage: Eukaryota; Oomycota; Peronosporomycetes; Peronosporales; Peronosporaceae
Product: kynurenine-oxoglutarate transaminase, putative
Exons: 3
Coding region: 38-1372 (444 amino acids)
Biological process (GO): biosynthetic process
Cellular component (GO): cytoplasm
Molecular function (GO): pyridoxal phosphate binding; L-kynurenine:2-oxoglutarate transaminase activity
Source: RefSeq, a predicted model, not a curated record